AUGAUGUCGCGCAACUUCUUGGUGGACUCUUUGAUCGGCGCCAAUGCCGCCGCGGCCGCCGCCGGUCCGGACGGCUAUCGGAUGCCGCCCCAGUUCUGCAGUCGCAACAUGCCGAAUUUCAACAUGUUCAAUUUUUUGAACUUCACGUAUCAGCAGCAUCAUCCGGCGGCGAGGAAUCAGUUGACCGGUUGCAAUCAGGUUCCCCAGCAAUAUCCACCGAGCCCGGCUUUGGUCGGCUCGCCGAUGGCUCCGUUGCCGCUCGCCGCGGAUCCCAUGUACAGAAUGCCCUCGCCCAGUAACGAAAAAUCAUUGUCCUUCAAUUAUCCAGAAAGGCACCCUACGGCCGCCGAAUCGUCGCCGUCGCGCGAGAGUCUCUGCUCGACGCCGUCCACGCCUCUCUCGCCGGAAAAGCCCGGGGACUCGUCGUCGAUCACAGGCGGCACGACGAUUUCCAACAGCUCGAAGCGCAUCCGCACGGCCUUCACGAGCACUCAGCUGCUCGAGCUCGAGCGCGAAUUCUCCGCGAACAUGUAUCUGACGCGGCUGAGGCGGAUCGAGAUCGCCAGGACUCUGCGCCUCUCCGAGAAGCAAGUGAAGAUCUGGUUUCAGAAUCGACGGGUGAAGCACAAGAAGGAGGACAGCCCGGGUACGGGCGCGGCUAGUGCGGGUUCCGGUAACGGAGCCAAGUGCUGCUGCCUGCGCACCUGCAAAAAGACCGCCGAGUGCGCGAAAGAGGACGUCGACGCCGCCGCCGAUCUGAGCGUCAAGGAGGACUCGCGGGACUCGCAGGAGGACACGAAGAUGUGCGUCGAGUCGGACGACGAUCGUUCGUCCAAAAGAAAGAGAGAGGACAAUGACAGCGCGAGCGAGGAGACGGCAGCGGCGGCUUACAAGAGGAUUAAAAUCAUGCAGGCAGCUGACGACUUGACGCUCGAGAAAGAUUUAAUAAUGAGCUCGCGUAGAAAGUCGUGCACGAAUCAUUCCGUCGAGAGUAUGGUCAAGUCGUGA
Molecule: messenger RNA, 1008 nt
Organism: Trichogramma pretiosum
Lineage: Eukaryota; Metazoa; Arthropoda; Insecta; Hymenoptera; Trichogrammatidae
Product: GS homeobox 1-like
Exons: 2
Coding region: 1-1008 (335 amino acids)
Biological process (GO): regulation of transcription by RNA polymerase II
Cellular component (GO): nucleus
Molecular function (GO): RNA polymerase II cis-regulatory region sequence-specific DNA binding; DNA-binding transcription factor activity, RNA polymerase II-specific
Source: RefSeq, a predicted model, not a curated record